AUACUAUUAGCAAAUCAUGUUAAGAAAGAGUACUACGUUUGUCGAAUUAAAGAAGAUCUCUGGGAGGACUUCAAGAAAGUUUAUGAAGAAUUAUACAAUUUAUGUGAUCUAAAUGAUCUAAAUUCAGAUACUUUUCUUGCUUUAAUCAUCAAAAAUGCUUUUAUAUCUGAAGAUGAACGUACCCAUGCUAAUGCUAUUUGGACACAGGCUGUUCUUAAACUUAUUUUUGAUGAAAAUUAUCUUUUGGCGAAACUUGACUCUGACAUUGUUGAUACAUGGUACCAAAAACUUUUAAAGAAAGCAAAUGAUACGAAUAAAAAAGAUGCUUGCGCCUCUUCUGCAAACUCACAAGUUGGAUCUUUAGAUUCAAUGGAUGUUGAUGAUCUUUACGAAAACUUGCCUGACUCUGACUCUGAAAGCCAUUUAAGCGAUAAUGGUAUUAAAGACAAUGAUAGUGAUAAUAAUUAUGACCCCACAUCACGUAAAGCUACAUAA
Messenger RNA from Racocetra persica, 495 nucleotides. The record is from the annotation of a GenBank genome assembly. Lineage: Eukaryota; Fungi; Glomeromycota; Glomeromycetes; Diversisporales; Gigasporaceae.